Messenger RNA from Telopea speciosissima, 955 nucleotides. RefSeq names its product 60S ribosomal protein L7-2-like. NCBI's taxonomy places the organism in Eukaryota, Viridiplantae, Streptophyta, Magnoliopsida, Proteales, Proteaceae. The record is from RefSeq and is a predicted model, not a curated record. Gene Ontology annotation, molecular function: structural constituent of ribosome; RNA binding. Gene Ontology annotation, cellular component: cytosolic large ribosomal subunit. The transcript is spliced from 7 exons. Gene Ontology annotation, biological process: maturation of LSU-rRNA from tricistronic rRNA transcript (SSU-rRNA, 5.8S rRNA, LSU-rRNA). Bases 114 to 821 code for a protein of 235 amino acids.
UUAUGUCAUUUGAACCAUAUAUAGGUACUGCGUCUUGAUUAUCUUUUUCUCUUUUUCUCCCGGCCCGUAUCGAUCUUCCUUGCAGCUCUGGAAACUGAGCCUAAGGGUAAGAGAUGGGAGAAGAAAUCGAAGGAGGGGCUAUUGUUCCUGAGACCAUACUGAAGAAGAGCAAGAGAAAUGAAGAAUGGGCUUUAGGGAAAAAGCAAGCACUGGAUUUGCAGAAGAAGAAGAAUGCUGAGAAUGGAAAGCUUAUCUUCAAGCGGGCUGAAAAUUAUGCAGCAGAAUAUGUGGAACAUGAGAAAGAGCUAAUCAGAUUGAAGCGAGAGGCCAAGUUGAAAGGAGGUUUCUAUGUUAACCCAGAGGCCAAAUUGUUGUUUAUUAUUCGUAUUCGUGGUAUCAACGCACUGCACCCCAAUACAAGAAAGAUCUUGCAACUUCUCCGACUGAGACAGAUAUUCAAUGGUGUAUUUCUCAAAGUGAACAAAGCAACCAUGAAUAUGUUGCACAAGGUUGAGCCUUUCAUUACUUAUGGGUACCCUAAUCUGAAAAGUGUGAGAGAACUGAUAUACAAGAGGGGCUAUGGAAAACUGAACAAGCAGCGAAUUGCUUUGACUGAAAAUUCAAUCGUCGAACAGGCCCUGGGCAUCCAUGAGAUCAUGACAGUGGGACCCCAUUUCAAGGAGGCCAACAAUUUCUUAUGGCCAUUUAAGCUCAGUGCUCCAUUGGAUGGUUUGAAGAAGAAGAGAAACCAUUAUGUGGAAGGUGGAGAUGCUGGGAAUCGUGAGGAUUACAUCAAUGAGCUCAUUAGGAGGAUGAACUAGAGUCAUCAAUUUUCAGAAUUUUGGAUAUUAUUCACUAGGUGGAGAUGCCGGGAAUCGGGAGGAAUACAUCCAUGAGCUCAUUAGGAGGAUGAACUAGAGGACUGAUCUUUCCAGAUUUUGAGAUAGUGCUCACU